This is a messenger RNA of Dimorphilus gyrociliatus, 1552 nucleotides long. Lineage: Eukaryota; Metazoa; Annelida; Polychaeta; Dinophilidae. The record is from the annotation of a GenBank genome assembly.
CAUUCGUUUUCUGACAUUCAUUCAGAUAUCUAAUUAAGAAUCUUUUACUUCUCAUAUUUCUAAUAAUUCUAGAAUUAAAAUAUUCAAGUAAUUAUGGAAAGGUGGAUCGGGAGAGUUGCUGUUCUAACUGGACCAACAGAAGGCAUGGGACAUUAUUUGGCUAAACAACUCGUCGAAUGUGGUUUAAUUGUUGCCGGAGUAGCCAGAAAUGUUGAGAAAAUGAAGAAAAUGGAGGAAACUUUGAAACAUAGCACAGGUCGUUUUGUAGGAUUCUUUAUGGAUUUGGAGGAUGAAGAUAGUAUAACAAAGAGUUUUGAAGAAAUUGAGAAAACUCUUGGUCCUGUUUCCGCUCUUAUAAAUAUGGGAAGUUCAUCGUCUAACUCAAAUUUGUUAGAGGACUCUAUAGAAGCUUGGGAGAGUACUAUUAAUGUUAAUGUUCUGGGUCCAGUAAUAUUGAUGAAGCUUGCUAUUAAAUCUAUGAAAAAGAAUAAUAUCAAAGGAAACAUAAUAAAUAUAGGAGGAACCGCGAGCUACUAUACUUCAGUGUUUCAAGAUUAUCACUUCUAUUCAGUUUCCAAGUUUAUUCUAAGAGCUUUAGGAGAUGCUCUCCGUAUGGAAUUUAGAGCAAAUAAUAUUCCAAUUAGAAUUUGCCAUGUUGGACCUGGACAUAUAAAAACGGGCGUUCAAGAUAGACUUGGGUUAUCAGGCGAAAUCAUAGAAACAGGAUUCCUAUACUAUGCCAGUGAAUUUUAUCAUAUGCAAAGCCACAAACUACCACGAAAAUUUCCAUUUAAAUGUGACGGAGAUAAUCUUUAUCAUAAUAACGUUUUACCCGCACUCGAGAUGAAUGAUGUUACGUCAGUAAUAAUUGACAUCUUAUCUAAGAGAGAUGAUGCAGAGAUUAUGGAUGUUAUCAUGAAACCAACUGAUAGGUUCGAUUUCUUUAAAUUAAAUAUAUAUACUAGUAUAUAUAUAUAUAUAUAAGAGAGAGAGAGAGGGACAGAGAGAGAGAGAGACUAAUUAAGCAAUUAUCUUUAUUUAUGUUAUUUUUCAGACAAAAUAGUGUGUUUGAAUCAGAUUUAUACUGGAGAUCUUGAUAUAUGAAGAAGAUAAUUGCCAAAAUUAAGGACCGAAGAACUAACUAGUCAUCAGUUUUAGAAAAUUUAAUGAAUUCUUUAACCUUGAUCAUUAAUAAUAAAGAAUAUAAUAUCUAAUAACACAUCUAAAUGUCUUUUAUUAUUAAUAUAGCUUUCUAACGCUUUUAUUCUAAAUAAAUAUAUUAUUGUAGUUCUUUGUGCCACUUUAGCAAGUAAUAAACUGAUCUGAUACGAGUUUUUAGUUUAUUAGUCCUAUUAAAUUGAAUGUAAAGAUUAUAGAAAACUAUGAAUAUUGCGUUAACUGUUUAAUAAAUAAAGAAUACAAGUAAGUGUAUGAGGCUCACCGAAGAAUUCUAAGAAGCUCUUUAGAUAUUCUAUCUUUUCUUACCAUUUUUUAAGCUUAAGUAGUUGUAUUGACUUUCAAAAAUUUGUAUAGGUGUUAAUAUAUGCUAUAA